Molecule: messenger RNA, 932 nt
Organism: Oreochromis aureus
Lineage: Eukaryota; Metazoa; Chordata; Actinopteri; Cichliformes; Cichlidae
Product: polymeric immunoglobulin receptor-like
Exons: 5
Coding region: 98-835 (245 amino acids)
Source: RefSeq, a predicted model, not a curated record
GAGAUAAUCCAUCCACAAUACGAGACACAGACGGAGUGAAGAGACACACUGUUCUUCUGAAGUUUAACAACUUUUCUGCAUCAGGAUCAAAGUCAGAAUGAAAAUCCUCCAUUUUCUAUUUUUCUGCUUCUUUUCAGAUCCAGCUCGGCUCGUCAAGGCAAAACAUAAUAUCUGGUCUGCUGCUGAAAGAGCAAAUGGUACACUUAGCUGCAACUUAUUUUUGUCUGGAAGCACAAAGUUUUUCUGCAAGGAAAAAUGUGAGCGAGCAGAAGAUACCCUCAUUAAAACAGAUGGAAGCACAGCUCAGAGUGGGAGAUUCAGCAUUAAAUAUGAAGAUGGAGCUUCAGGAAGUGGAACUUUGCUUUUGUUCUUCACACACCUGAUCAAGUCUGACUCAGGAAUGUACAGGUGUGCUUUGGGAAGCUCUUCUGUUCCAGAUUCUUACUAUGACUUUGAGGUCAGAGUUUCAAAUGAUCUGGAUAAAAAUGCUGGUUUUUAUCGCACCGAAACUGAAGGAGAAAAAAUCACAAUGGCAUGUUCCAACAACACAUAUGGACAGAGGAAGUUCGUAUGUAAGAAUCAGUGUAAGAAUGAAGGGGAGAUCCUCAUUGACACAACUAAUAACAAAUCUGUGAAUGGCAGAUAUAAAAUUGAAUACAGACCAGGAUCCAUGUAUGGACUGUAUAUGAACAUCAGAAAGCUGACCAAGUCAGACACAGGAUGGUACUUGUGUGGUUAUGGAAACCCUCUGUCUCCUGAUUCAUACGCCAGAGAAUAUGUUCUUGUCAUUGAUGAUACAAACCCAGUUAUUUCCACACCACAAGGAACAGAGUGAAAGUGUCACUCCAGGAGUCUCUACACAUUACACUUUAUUUUUUUUUUUUAAAUAAACAAUUGUUAUGUUGAGGUGUCCAAUCGAUCUGUAGUAAUUA